AAAUCUUCUUCUCAUCCGCGCCUAAUGCUUCAAACUUCCAGUGAAAACGCCUAUGGUGUAAUCCAACACUUCUCCUCCGUCGUCGUUUCUUCUCCCCUUCCGAUUCCACUCUCUCCACGCCAAAAUGCCGCGACGCAAAACCACCAAAAAAACCGUCAAACCACUUCCCGAACCGAACGAUCCUCAAAUCCAGACGCAGCAGCAGAAUCACACUCACUUCAUCAACCACGAAAUCGAAGCGAUGGAGCGGCAAAUCGGUGCGAUUAGGGCAGUUCGCGAUGUGAAGAUCGAGAACUUGUUGACGGAGUUGCGGUUGCUGCGAUCGUGUUUCAGUGAAGAACAGCUGACGAAACCUGUUUUGGAGGUUUUUGAAGAAACGUUGCCGAAUCUGGAAAUCGUGAGUGAUGAAGGGAGCAAGAAAUUUGAGGUUGCGUGGAAGGAGAAGGAGUCGAUGAACAUGAGUUGUGCUGAUGGGAGGGAUUUGCAUGUUUCGUUGUUGCAGAGAUUGUCCAUGGCUUACCCUCAGUGUUCUGCUUCUGUUCCUCAUUUGGGUGGCUUUGAAUAUUCUUCCAAUGCAGGGGGAACAAGUUUUCUUGGUGCUGAUAAUGUGCAUUUGAAGGAUAUGGUCUUCGAAGCGCCAUCUGAAACUCAGACUCUAGCAAUGCAAGAAGGUCUUCAGACUCCUGGUGUGACUAGUCAGAGGCUGUCUGUUGGGAUGACACCCAAAACACUUAGGCUUCCCAAACCUGGCGAGAUGCUUCUCUCUGUCCAUGGAUCACCUCUAGGCGUUUUUAAGGAAAAUAACAUGGAAGCUAUAAAUGAGUCAGAGGAGGGUUGAAUUGAAUUCUGGCUAAAUCCGUUUCGACCAAGAACAACCUAUGCAAGUAUGUUGAGCUGACGGAUACCAUUUAUUUUCAUCAUCUCAUCACUCUAGAUGAGAAUUCUGUAAAGAUUAGUGGCCCCUGUGUUCAUAUUCAUUGUUUAGCUAACAUUCCAGAAUGUAUGCUGUCCAUGACGGCCAAUUAGAUCAAACUAAAUGCGAGUAUUGAUUUAGGCGUUACAGACUUGCAAAUUUUUUGGAAAGGGAUGCAGUUGGAAGAGUCUUAUAGAGUUGUCUGACCGCUGUGGUAUUUUAUUUAUGGUUUGUAAUUGUAUGGCUAGUUUGUGUUACCAGAGUACUGAUGCUGUAAAAAUUAUUUGCAUUCUUUGUUAUUAUUGAGACACCUACUUUAAUGGAAAAGAAAGUUCUUGAGAUU
Lotus japonicus is the source of this 1256-nucleotide messenger RNA. RefSeq lists its product as uncharacterized. The transcript is spliced from 6 exons. NCBI's taxonomy places the organism in Eukaryota, Viridiplantae, Streptophyta, Magnoliopsida, Fabales, Fabaceae. The coding region runs from base 125 to 838 and encodes 237 amino acids. The record is from RefSeq and is a predicted model, not a curated record.